Molecule: messenger RNA, 5193 nt
Organism: Chelonus insularis
Lineage: Eukaryota; Metazoa; Arthropoda; Insecta; Hymenoptera; Braconidae
Gene: Glut1
Product: Glucose transporter 1
Exons: 15
Coding region: 1139-3706 (855 amino acids)
Biological process (GO): monosaccharide transmembrane transport
Cellular component (GO): membrane
Molecular function (GO): hexose transmembrane transporter activity
Source: RefSeq, a predicted model, not a curated record
UAAAUAAUUUGAGCAAUUGAAGCAGUACGCUACAAAGAGAGUCAAAAUAAAGUUAAUACGGCGCGCGCAUGGGGUGCUGCAGUUACCCUAAAUGUAUAAGUUGGUAGCACAGCACUGAACCAGUGAGCCCGAGAGUGGUUGGAUUGCGGGGUGAGUCGUCGUUCGCGCUACGUCGAAGAGAGAACGUCGCGUUGGGGCGUCUCCUGCCGUCGCCACCGUCGAGCCGGACGUCAACUAGACAGAGAGAGAAUAGAGAGUGGUCGAGUUGACGGACCACCGCCUUUCCGUGCUGUGCUCUUCACCGUGUGUGUGCUGGUGAACGUGCUGGCCAUUGCAUUGAAUGAGUAGUUUCUUUAUCAUCCGUCACAAUGUCAAGUAUUUAAAUUAAUUUCCAUUUGUUUUCUUUCAAAUCAUCAUUUCCAUUAGCCUUUAUUUAGCAAUAUUUAUUCAAUAAAAAACUCCAAGUUGACGGAAAUAAAUGAUCAUUCGGAUGUUUAGCUUGCGAAAUAAAAUAUUUGUGAAGAUGUUAGAAUGUCUGGUGUAACUGAGAAUAGUCCUGAAGGAAUAUCAAGUGUCAGAGGUCCAAAAGCUGAUCAAAAUAAUAAGGUACAUCACAGGAACGGGAGGGCGGAGGUGUGUCUUAGUGCAACAUCACAACUAGUUAUUGGUGAACUGCGGCAAUGGAAGAUGUUGCCCAACGACAUCAUGAGGACUGCUGGUCCUUCUGCAACAUUAACCACUGCCAUGAACAACUUAAUAACCAUUGCUGAUGUUACUCGUGCCGUUGUUGUUGCUGGCGUUGCUCCGUACGUAACUACUGCCCUCGUCACUGCCCUGGCAGCCGUCGUUGCCUUCACUACAACCUGCAAAGUCAUUACUAGAAGCGUUUCCACGGCCUCGAUUACACGGGAAUGUUAGCCUGGAGAAAUACAUCAAAUCCUAGCGAUCGGCUCAUUGUUACGACUGAAGGAGAGUUGAACUACCGAACAACUUUUUCAUGAGACGCAUGAGCGUCGUGAGUGCUCAUUGAACGUCACAAAAGAGCCUAUCAACGACGAAAGUCAAAGGCUACACGAGUGUUGCCAGACAGUUUGUGAUAACCUACCACAAUGGAUUGUUCAUUUUUUAAGCAUAUACGAUGGCCGAUUCACGCGGCUUCAAACCAAUAAAUCAACUGUGGAGUGCGGCAGUUCAGGCGGAUGCGGAUUUGGAGUGUCUAUAUGAAGAGAUAUCAGGUGUUCCAGCGCCAGUAGAACCAGAACGUCGAAGUGUAGGUUCAGGAACGAGUAAUCGUGAGCGACCGAAGAGGACGAAUAGUCGUGAAGAGGAAGAAACAUUAAAACGUAGUGCAAGUACUGGUCGUCGUCCACGUGAAGAAGCAAAAGAGAAAAAACCGCCACAGGCGCAACCACGUCAUCAUCAUCCUCAUCAAUACACGCAGUCAGCAGCACCAGCGCACCUGCGUGAUCCUCUUAGCAGCAGGGUGGAGGAACACUAUGUCGCGCGAGGAUUUUAUGGGGAGUCUGUCGGCGCCCCAUUCGAGGCUUCUGCCUCUUUUAAGCUGACGAGCGGGCGAAUUCACGCCCAUUACCCUCACUUUCAUCACUACACCAGCAGUGUGCGGCGUCCUGGAUCAAGACCUGCACCUAGACAUCACUUUCCACGCGGUGUAUUCAGUGAUGAGACGCAGGAAGAAAUACAGGAGGACGAUGAAGCUACUCUCAGGGAGUUGCUCGUAAGUCUGCAGAAACAGGUCAGCGUGAUGAGUAUGAACUUGAGUGCCAAGCUGGAUGAGCUUCAGCAACGGGGUGACCGUCAGUUGGAGACGACGGUAGCUCUUUGUGAAAUACGAACACAGCUGCAGGAGCUUACUAAAAGCGUCGAGUCGUGUCAGAGCGAAGUCAGCGAAGUCAAACGAGACAUGGUUGCGAUAAAGCAUGAGCUAGACACUGUGCAGCAGGUGAAGGAGGAAAUUGAAGAAUUACGAGAAUACGUGGACAGACUAGAAGAGAAUACCCAUCGACGAAAACUUAGGCUUCUGGAGCAGGGGUUAACAUUCUUCUUAGCAUAUGCAAUUUUCGCUGCAGUGCUUGGAAUGUUACAAUUUGGCUACAAUACAGGAGUAAUAAAUGCACCUCAAGGGAAUAUUGCAAAUUUUAUGAAGGACGUUUAUAAAAACAGAUAUGGAAAAGAUAUGUCAGAGAGAGCUGUUGAUAGAUUGUACUCCAUAGCAGUUAGCAUAUUUGCAAUUGGUGGAAUGCUCGGUGGAUUCAGUGGAGGUAUCAUUGCCAACAGAUUUGGCAGAAAAGGGGGCUUGCUGUUGAACAACGUGCUGGGAAUCGUGGGAGCAUGUUUGAUGGGUUUCACAAAAGCAGCCUAUGCGUACGAGAUGCUGUUUCUGGGACGAUUUAUAAUCGGUAUCAAUUGCGGCUUAAAUACAUCGUUGGUUCCCAUGUACAUAUCGGAAAUAGCACCAUUAAAUCUGAGAGGUGGCUUGGGCACGGUGAACCAGCUCGCUGUUACGGUGGGCCUCCUGAUCUCCCAGGUGCUGGGCAUCGAGCAGAUCCUCGGUACGAAUGAUCGCUGGCCUGUUCUAUUGGGUUUAGCUAUCAUCCCAGCUAUAGCCCAGCUGCUGCUGUUACCAAUUUGUCCAGAAUCCCCAAGAUAUUUACUUAUUACAAAGCAGUGGGAAGAGGAAGCUCGUAGGGCCUUAAGAAGAUUGAGAGCUAGUAAUCAGGUAGAAGAGGACAUAGAGGAAAUGAGAGCGGAAGAACGAGCUCAACAGGCUGAGUCGACGAUUUCAAUGGGUGAACUUGUAUGUAGUCCAACCUUGAGGGCUCCUCUUGUUAUUGGUGUGGUUAUGCAACUCUCACAGCAACUUUCAGGCAUCAAUGCAGUAUUUUACUACUCAACAAAUCUAUUCCAAAGUGCCGGAUUAUCACAAGAGAGUGCCAAGUAUGCUACAAUUGGUAUCGGUACAAUAAUGGUUGCUAUGACAUUAAUAUCAAUUCCCUUGAUGGACCGAACAGGAAGAAGGACUCUUCAUCUAUGGGGUCUCGGUGGAAUGUUCAUAUUCUCCAUAUUCAUCACAAUUUCGUUUCUCAUAAAGGAGUUUUUCAAUUACGUACAGGAAAUGAUUGAUUGGAUGUCUUACCUCUCAGUCGUGGCGACAUUGAGUUUCGUGGUAUUCUUUGCUGUGGGUCCAGGCUCAAUACCUUGGAUGAUCACGGCUGAAUUAUUUUCCCAAGGUCCACGACCAGCUGCCAUGUCGAUUGCAGUCCUUGUUAAUUGGUUAGCUAACUUCGUUGUUGGAAUUGGUUUUCCGAGUAUGAUGAGUUGCCUUGAUAACUAUACAUUCCUGCCAUUCAGUGCAUUCCUAGCGAUUUUCUGGAUCUUCACAUACAAAAAGGUGCCAGAGACGAAGAAUAAAACCUUUGAGGAGAUCUUAGUUCUAUUCAGGCAUAGUCAUGACAGGAGCAGCUUGCGAGACAGCCGACUUUAUGGGAGCAUGCUAAACUGUACGAAUGCGUUAGAGGGACACAUACCACCAGCCGAGAGUGCAGCCCUGAUGGUUGCCGAGGAGAAGCCACAUCCUGAUUCAUUUGUGUUUGCAGCUGGAUCAGAACGCUCUUCCAUCGCUCCCGCUCAACCGGAGAGGGCACCGCCCCCGCUUCCCCCGCCACGCUUUCCGAACAGCGGUGUCUGACAAUGGGAAACUCCUCUUAAUAUUGGGAACUUCAUAAUAAUGAGUACACCAAUCCCAUUGCUAUUGAGUACAAAUAGCCUCACGUUGGAGAAUCAUCUCUAUGAAAUAAUAACGCAGCGUGGCAAAGCCUGCGCUACUUUCUUAAGAAAUAGUAUUCGUCGUGCUACUAAUGCAACUAAUAUCCACUGGAAUCAAGACUUGCAGCAGGAAGUUGAUAGAAGGCGACCAAGUAUCAGUUCUUAAAUAGGAAAUGAGCUUCAACUUUUCUUCCACUCUUCCAUCAUAAGAAGAUACAUUUUAAAUCUCUCCAAGAGUGUUCAAGUUUAUAUAAAACGUUGAUUAAAUUCAUCAAAAAUAAUUCAGUCUGUGAAGCUCGUAUCACUGAAGUAAAUAAAAAUUGACAAUUAAAUUUUAUCCUAUGUAAGAGUUAAAUAAUAGUGAAUUAAUUGAUGAGUGCAGGAUUCAAUUCCUACCAAGACUCGUGAUUAUCAGUGAACUCGUAGAUAAAUGUGUUAUAAAGACUGGUGAAGGGUUAGUGUGAUUUUGUGGGUGUAACGGAAGGUUUUCAAGUAUGUUAGAGAGUGGUUAAAGGAUUGAAAGAAAAUUGCUCAUAUAUUCAUAUAAUCACGGUUAUAUGAUAUAAUAAUAAUGAAAUAUAAAUCUGUUCUAACUGAUUUCAUUCAUUCGUGUUAAUAAUUUUUACAAGUUGAAUGAAGAACAAAAAAUGUAUGCUGAGGCUUUGAUUAAUUAACAUCAACGACUGGUAAACCUUCCAUUAUAUGUACAUAAUUGUAUAUAAUUGUAUACUUAAUUUUAAUUGAAUAUUGCCAUACCCAAACACACUGUCGUAGUAAUGAUGUGUAUAAAUGUACUAUAUUACUCAAUGGCAUAGCAAAAAUUCAUUCAACUUGAUAUUGCCAUUUGUUAGGUUUUGAAAUUGAUUAAAUAUACAAUUGGAUAUAAAUUCAGUUAUAGAAAGUGUUUUUAAAUAUUUGUGAAUUGAUUGUAAUUUAUGUGAUAAAUUUUAUCUUCAUUAGUGAGAGUUGAUCUUUAUAAAAGGUCAUAAUACUAUUGAAUGUUUUUAAUGAAACUUUAAAAAAAAAAUCUCUAUCAACAGUAUUAAUAUGUUAUUAAUAAUUUAGGAUAAAAAUUAUGCGUAAUAAUAUUGAUUAAAAUAUUGGAAAUGGAAUUUAAUAUAAGUAGAGAGAUAAAUAUUUAAAAAUGUCAUAUCAAUAACCAAAGGGUAAUAUAGUACAGUUUUAUUGAUUUGAAUGUCAAUUUCGAUGCACUUUGACAUUCUUGUAUUUAUGUACUCGAGAUACUAAGGAUCGAUAGAGGAAUGAAGAUUUUAUUUAGAAACUGAUAUUUCUUAUUAUCUUUAUGAUCAGAAAAUACAUAAGAUGUAUUAAAAGUCUAUUAAUUAAUUAUUUUAAAUUUUAUUAAAUAAUUAAUUAAACCAGUUAAAUGAUGAGUUACUGAUAUACAUA